AUGGAAGCCAAAAGGCAGACAACAAUCAUUUACGCAAGCAGUGCAUUCGGUGUCGCUUUCAAUGGACUUCUUUUGUUCUUCAUCGCAACUGAUCACUCGAAAAACAACGGCGGUUACAAGAAAAUGUUGGCUAUCGUCACCGUGUACAAUAUUUAUUACGCGAUAAUGCAUAUUGUUUUAGAUAUGGGUUUUCUCAUGGACGAGUACGGUUUCGUGAUGUUCAGUAAGAAUUUCGCAAAAACCGGCUACUGGGGAUCAUACUUGGCGAUUAUGAUCUACAUGGAUGCUUUCAACAUGACACUCACCCUUCUUGCAAUCCAUUGUCUCUAUCGUUUUGUGCAAGUUUCUGGCAAGUGGCGUUUCAUCUUCGAGAGUAAAAAGUGGAUCAGCGGAAUGCUGAUCUUUCAUCUCAGUUUCGGUCUUGCCUGGUGUAUGAUUUGUCAUCUUGCUUUCAAACCAACCGCCGAGCGAACCGCGUUGAGCAAAGCGGAGUUAUGGCUAAAAUAUGAAAUCGAUAUGGACACACUUGGGUAUAUUGGACCCGUGUUUAAAUCAAUUGAUCCAAUCACAAAAGAGGUGACAAUUCGUUGGAAAACGGUGAUGGGCGCUUUUGGGUGCCUCUCGAUUCUCAUUGUUCUCUACAUCUCGAUUUGUUUUGGGGCAAUCAAAUUAUAUUGCUUUGUUCGUCGUUCAAUGGUUAGCGAGCGCACGAAAAGACUACAAUAUCAACUGUUGCGGUUACUCUUCAUUCAGGCGAUUUGCCCAUUCAUCUUUGAGUAUUUCCCAUGUGUGGUGGCUAUGUGGAGUGGUCUAUUUGGUUUUCGUCUUUCUGGAUUCGCCCUUUGGGUGCCGAUGUUCACUUCAACGUACGCUUCUUCAGAUGCCUUUCUUGUGAUACUCGGAUUUAAAGCGUAUCGUCAGCGGCUUCUCGAUUUGAGACCGUUCAGGGGAUUCGGCAAAAAGAUCUAUUCGCAAACAGAAAACUCCGAUCAAAAGACAACAAAAGCAGCUCCUCAACCGGGAAAUCAUUAU
Messenger RNA from Mesorhabditis belari, 1032 nucleotides. Lineage: Eukaryota; Metazoa; Nematoda; Chromadorea; Rhabditida; Rhabditidae. The record is from the annotation of a GenBank genome assembly.